AUGAAGCUCCUCACCAAGGAAGAAGAAGAUGCUCACUACAGAGCAGUCCUAAAAGGCGGUUCAAUCGGUACCGUCCUCGGUUUAAUAGGCGGUUACGCCGGAGUCAUGGCCGCGUCCCGCCGCUACCACACAAUCCGGAACCUCACACUCCCUAUGAAAGCCUUCCUGGUGACCUCCUCCGGAACCUUCGUGGGCAUCAUCGCGGCCGACAACUCAUCCCGGAACUUCGAAGCCGAGCGCAACGCCGACCAGCAAUGGUACCAGAACCGCGAGCAGCGAUUGCGGGAGGAGUCGCUGCAGGGGAUGAGUUUCAUGGAGCGGUCGUUGGCGUGGGCCCGGAAGGAGAAAUAUACGAUUGUCACGGCGACGUGGGUGGCGUCGAUGAUUGGGAGUUUUGUCCUUGUGGGACGUAACCCGUAUCUCAGUGGACAGCAGAAGAUUGUCCAGGCGCGUGUGUAUGCCCAGGGAUUGACGCUGGCGGUGUUGGUGGCUUCUGCGGCGUUUGAGAUUAGUGAUCAGAAGAAGGGGAAGGGGAUUUUGAAGAAGAAGUUGGAGGAGCAGGAGGCUGCGGGUAAGGGUCAGGUUAUUGCGGAAGAGCCUGUCAGGCAGCAUCAGCAACAGAAUGAGGGCGAGGGCGAUUUGUGGAAGGAUAUGGUUGCUGCUGAGGAGGAGAGGUUGAAGAAGAAACAUCAGAGUGUUUGGGAACAUCCGGAGUUGCAUAAGGAGGGUCAGCAGCAGCAGCAGCACGCUAAGGAGGUUAAGGAGGUCAAGGAGGAGAAGAAGGAGCAGCAGUGA
Molecule: messenger RNA, 795 nt
Organism: Aspergillus pseudotamarii
Lineage: Eukaryota; Fungi; Ascomycota; Eurotiomycetes; Eurotiales; Aspergillaceae
Product: HIG1 domain-containing protein
Exons: 2
Coding region: 1-795 (264 amino acids)
Biological process (GO): mitochondrial respiratory chain complex IV assembly
Cellular component (GO): mitochondrial inner membrane
Source: RefSeq, a predicted model, not a curated record